Molecule: messenger RNA, 1490 nt
Organism: Meleagris gallopavo (turkey)
Lineage: Eukaryota; Metazoa; Chordata; Aves; Galliformes; Phasianidae
Source: RefSeq, a predicted model, not a curated record
AUGCAUCCCGCCUGCUACUGCGCGGGCAGGGCCAGGCCGCGCGCACUGCUGCUCCCGCUGGAUCCCUACGGCCAUGGGCUGCUGCACGCCCUGCCCCCGGACGCCUGCAGGACUCGCGGGCACGGCAAGAGGAAGAGCUGGAACUUCAUCCACGAGAAGAUGAGCUACGACACUUUCUUCACCAUGAAGCGGCUGAUCGAGCGCUCGCGCAGCGUGGGCGAAGUGCUGCGCUGGGUGACGCAGAACCCGGGCAAGGUGUCGGCCAGCCAUUACCCCAUCGCCCUGCACAAGCUGGGCCAGCUCCUGCAGCAGCAGCAGGGCCCGGCCGCCCUCAACGGGGAGAGCCGGCGGCCCGGCCCGGUGCUGGAGCAGCCCGAGUUCCAGACGCUGUGCCAGGCCAUCAUCAGCGGCUGCUCCAAGUUCGAUAACUUCAGCAUCGUCAACUGUCUGUACGCUGCUGCCGCGCUGGGGCUGCCCGGGGAGUCCCCCCUGGUGCGGGUGCUGGAGGACGAGUCCCGCAACCGCCUGGGCCGCUUCAACCAGAAGGACGUCUCCAUGGUGUUCAGCAGCGUCAUGCGGCUGCACCCCUCCAGCCCUCACCCCCUGGUCGAGUCGUGCCUCAGCAGCUUGGAGCGGCACCUGGAGAAGGAGCGGCACCCUCAGACCCUCUUCCUGCUGCUCUCCUAUUACCGGCUGCGGGCGCAGGCCCUGCAGGGCCACCCGGCCUCCGACCAGCAGCUCAUCAACAACCGCAAGAUCCUGCGCCUGGUGCGGCACACGCUGGGCCAGGUGAGCGCCAUGCGGGAGCACGAGCUGGCCCUGCUGGAUGAGAUGCUGGCCCUGUGCGCCCAGGAGGCCAACAACAAGGCACUGGAGGCCAUCUUCAGCUCGCAGCUCUUCUAUGAAAACCGCCAAGAGCGAUUCAUCCGCAGCAUGGCAGAGUGGCUUCCCAGGAAGGCCGAGAACCUGACCCCCUACACCAUGGCCCUCAUUGCCAAGUACGUGGCCCGGCACCGGCUGCGUGAGCCGCGCCUGCUCGAUACCAUCGCAAACUUCCUCCUGAAGCGUGGGGAGCAGCUGGACAGCAAGGUGAUCCAGAAGCUGGUGUUUCCCUUCAGCCGGAUGAACUACCGCCCGUCCAACCACAGCGAGCUCUUCCCCAAGCUGGAGGCCAUCCUGGAGCAGAAGGCGGGCAGCUCGCCCCUGGCCACCGUCAACAUCCUCAUGUCCAUGUUCCAGCUCAGCCACUUCCCCCAGUCUGUCCUGCAUCAAGUCUUCUCCCCGGCUUUCAUCACCAACGUUAUGAGCAGCCCCUACGCGCUCAUCGUGCGCCGCUACCUCUCUCUGCUGGACGCUGCUGUGGAGUUGGAGUUCCGCGAUUACAGCGGCCCGCGCCUCGACCCGCGCUACCGCGUCCUCAUGUUCGAGCACGCGCUGACAGCCGACGAGGCCAACAGGAAGUACAGGUGAGAGGGGGCCUGGGCUGCUGC